AAACUGGAUUUUUUAUAAACAAAAACGUUAUUGCAACACAUUUGUUGAUAAAGUAAUUGAUGCUAGAUAUGGACGGAAAUGAUGUUCUACCACUCAUUAAAAUCGAACCAGAGGAAGAGAUUUUAGUAAGCACAGAAGUAUUGGUUACCAUAAAGAAUGAAAUUGCCAUUACUGCACAGUGCCCCAAAUCGCUCGAUACUGAAGAAGUACAACAAACUGAUUGUGGAUGGGAUAUUAAAACUCAAAUUGCCAACCGUUGUGAAUGUGACUUCGGUCCACACACAACAAACAGCUUUAAUUGUGCUCAUUGUGAUUAUGGAUCUGAGAAUAAACAACUGUUUCAACUGCACAUUUUAACACACCAAUGUAAUGUGCUACAAUGCGCUCAUUGUGAUUAUGCAACAAAUAACAACAAUUACUUUAAACGACACCUUUUAACACAUAACAAAUCUAAGAAUCUGAAAUGUGAUAUUUGCCAUUACGAGACAAAUAACAGCUACUGUUUUAAACAACACCUUUUAAAUCAUACUGACUCAAAAGAUUUUAAAUGUGCUAAUUGUCAUUACAAGACAAAUGAUAAAUACUGCUUUAAACGACACCUUUUAACCCAUACGGACUCUAAAUAUUUCUUACAAUUAGGUAUGAUGAUUAGACAGCAGCCCUGUGGAUGGGAUGGGACGGGAUCUAACAUACCAUAA
Molecule: messenger RNA, 698 nt
Organism: Photinus pyralis (common eastern firefly)
Lineage: Eukaryota; Metazoa; Arthropoda; Insecta; Coleoptera; Lampyridae
Product: zinc finger protein 710-like
Exons: 3
Coding region: 60-698 (212 amino acids)
Biological process (GO): regulation of transcription by RNA polymerase II
Cellular component (GO): nucleus
Molecular function (GO): DNA-binding transcription factor activity, RNA polymerase II-specific; RNA polymerase II transcription regulatory region sequence-specific DNA binding
Source: RefSeq, a predicted model, not a curated record